Molecule: messenger RNA, 1809 nt
Organism: Harpegnathos saltator (Jerdon's jumping ant)
Lineage: Eukaryota; Metazoa; Arthropoda; Insecta; Hymenoptera; Formicidae
Exons: 2
Coding region: 204-1442 (412 amino acids)
Source: RefSeq, a predicted model, not a curated record
UAGAUGAUAGGGGAGACGAAUCGAGUGGUUUCUCUGGACAUUAUGGAAUGAUUACUUAGUGGGAGCAGUAACUCUCGCUGGUGGGAGCAAAAGCGCAUGAGACUUUAUGCUCAGACUAACUCAGCCGUUGUCAUCAGCAGUGUCGGUCCGACACGAGAAACGACAAGGUGUAAGACAGGUGAACGGAUUCUUUCCUUGCGACUAUGGGCGACGAACAUCAGCUGAAGACGAUUGAGUUGCGUGAACUGCAGCCGUUACUGAGGCGUACAUUUGACGAUCGCCUAAUUGUGGUGCGUUAUAUAACAAAGAACCUGCUACCGCCCGGCGAGAAUUACGGCAGCACCAUUCUGAGCGUUCACGCCAUCAUCAAACGCGACGACAAUGCGGACGAGGAGGAUCUUCACCUUGUGGCGAAGAUGUCACCGCCCACAAUUUAUCAGCGGAACAUCUUUGACAGUCCAUAUACUUUCAGAAAAGAGAUUUUCAUGUACGAGAACAUAAUACCUAACUACAAUCAAAUGGAGAGAGAGAGCGGUGUAAAGGAGAAUCAACUGUUCAACAUACUGCCCAAGUAUUAUCAGUCCCGGAUGUCGCUGGACCCGAAGGUCGAUUUUGACGACGACGCAGUUAUUUUAAUGGAGAAUUUAACGGCGCGUGGUUACUACAUCGGCGACAGGACCAAAGGCUACGACCUCGAGCAUUCGAAAGUCGCGAUACGCGCGAUGGCGAGGUUCCACGCAUUGGGCAUGGCGACCAAGGAGAAGAGACCGGAAUACUUCGAGGAGCUGAAAAAACGCGCUAAAUGCUUGGAGUUCGAUACUCGCGACUUCAAGGAAAUACAUAUGCAGAUACUGAACAAGAUGCAAGAGGAUCCGGUGAUAAACGUACAUAUCGAUCGAUGCACAGCGGUUUUGUCCACCGCGGUGGAUGAUACGAAUUCUCUGUUCACCGCCAUACCCGACGAGCCGUGGUCCAGCAUUAUUCACUCGGACUUUUGGGUGAACAACAUCAUGUUUCACCGUGACGAAGAAGGCCACGUGGAUGACAUUAAGUUCGUGGACUUUCAGAAUUAUCUGUUCCUCAGUCCGGUGCGCGAAAUGGUCUUCUACCUAUUCUCUAGCACGACGGAUGAGGUGCAGAGAAAUCAUGUAGAGGAACUGAUAGACCUCUAUCACGACACGCUGACGAGCGUGUUGGAACAUAUGGGUUGCGACACACGACCGUACUCAAGGAAAGAAUUCGAUGCUAAGUUGUCGAGUGAUGCCCAGCUCGAAUUCAUGCACUUAUGUUUCAUGCUCAAAGUUCUUACGCUGGACGCAAAGGAGACUGAGUUCAACUAUGAUAAGAUAAAAAAUGUCAUGCAUUCAUACUCGGGCAAUCAAGCAUUAUUACAACGAUUACGACAAAUUGUGUUGUAUUUUGUUGAACACGAUUGGAUCUAGGAUAAAACAGUAGAUAAUUCGUUCUCUGGUAUAUCAAACGCAUUAUCUCUAUUUGCUAUACAAAAAGGUGUUCCCUAUCGUAUAUUAUCGCUGAUGGUGCAUUCAUCUGUCGCGCGAUAAUGUGAUGUGUGUAUUAUAUAUAUUAUAUAUAUAUAUAUAUAUACAUGUAUGAAAUUUAUAGAACCGCGCUAAAAUGCGACGAUGAAUUACAUGAAAGAGGUGGACGUAUAAUUUUACAAACUCAAUAAUUAUGAGAAAGAAAAAAUAUUGUUUUCCUUUGACCAUGUGCUAUGUAUAAAUAUGUAUUUUUGCUAUGUACAUGUAUCUUAUAUAUUACAAACCUAAAUGCAGUCAUUUUUCGACGAAA